Molecule: messenger RNA, 2820 nt
Organism: Plasmodium gonderi
Lineage: Eukaryota; Apicomplexa; Aconoidasida; Haemosporida; Plasmodiidae
Exons: 4
Coding region: 1-2820 (939 amino acids)
Source: RefSeq, a predicted model, not a curated record
AUGAAGCACACAACAGUACUGCUGAAGGUAUUGUUAUUGGUGGCUAUAACAAUCCAAGAGGGGCUUCUCUCAUGGCAGAUAAUGACAAAUAGAACGAUGGUGAUAGUGAUAGACAUAGGACUACUGAUGCUUUUCCUGUACCUGCAGAUAAGUUCAGAGAAUAAUACACAAAUGUAUAUGAUAUAUAUAUACAGCAUAGUGACAAAAAUAACAAUUAUAUAUUAUGUUUCUCUACCUAAAUGUUUGAUUAAUGAAAAGGAGGAGGUAUUAAACAAAGCAGAAAUAAAUUUGUAUUGGAUACGACAUUUUGAUAAUUACACAAAUAAGAUACAUAUGGUUUCAAUCGCAAUUUUGAUUUCGAUAAUUGUGUAUAUUUUAUUUUUUUAUAUUACUGACUUUAAUUUAUUAAAAGUUCAUUUCAUAAAUUUGGAGAUUUUAUUUUGUUCACUCAUAAUUAGUCAUGUCUCUAUUGAUUUUAUGGACAUUUCUGAUUUCUUCUAUUCAAUCAAUUUCCAUUUUUUUCUUUACCAUUUUAGAGUAAUACAUGAAUUGUCUAUAUUUAAAGAUACGAAUAUAUUUGUAAAUACCUCUAUAGAUCAUAACACAUUGAUUGAAUUCUACACCUUCUGUCUUAAUUCAUAUCAAGUCAUUUUUAUUCUCUUUGGUGUACUCUUAUGUAUAAAUAUAUCCAUUCAUGCAUAUUCACUUCCCACAUAUUCGUAUGAAACUACAAAGAAAGGAAUUUUCAUAAAUGGUGAACUAUCCAAGAGCAGGGAUCCUAAUAACAAUUCCAGAAAAUAUCCCCAUGUGUUAAGUGAUUACAAUAGCUCACUACCACUUCUCCAUCUCUUCUCAUAUAAAAAUGUUUGUAACAGGAUGGAGAAAACCAUUCCAGAUGAGAUACUCGCAAGUGCACGAUAUGAUGCAUUAACGAAUGGAAGUACUUACGGAACUCAUGGAAAUCCCACUAAUGUUUUGUAUCUUAAGAGGAGGAGCUACAUGGCUGGACUUCCACCCGUAGAAGCAGACUGUUCGUGCGGAGGGCCAAGGAAGGGGGGCUCUUCUCCUUACUCUUCCACGUCUUCCGCUUCUUCCGCUUCUUCCGCUUCUUCCACUUCUUCCUCUUCUUCCACGUCUUCCACGUCUUCCGCUUGCGCCCCCCUCCACCUGAGGUCCAAAGUAGGUGGAGAUGCCAUGUCUUGUCUAAAGUACUUGAGUAUAUACAGCUUUCUGUUUACUGAUGUUUCUCUUUUCACUGCAAGGGUUUUCCUCUACUUAAUUUUUUCGGGCACUGCAUGCUCCCCGCUGUUCAUCGCGAAAAACCUCUGCUUCGCCAUCAUCCAUGGUUCGAGAAUCUACAGAAAGUCUAAAUUCUACAACCACAGGAAGAAAAAGGAGCGAAGAAAAAGAAAAAAAAAGACAAAAAAAUGGAAAAACGCAACUAAUGAAUACACAGAGAACUGCUUAGAAAAAGGUAUAGAAAGGGUGAAGACACAUACUGCAAAAAUGGAAAAUAAACAAAAGAGCUUCUUAAGUACUUAUGGAAGAGAGGAGAAAAGUUUUGGUUUCAAAAAAGGAUGCUUGAGUAAUGAAUUUCUAAGUAGGAGUUUCAUUUCUAGAGACACUAUAAAUAUAAACAGGAUAGAACAUGCAGAUUAUGACAGAAUUGAUAGUUUAAAUUAUAAUAAAAUAAGACCACAUUUUCAUUUUCAGUAUUUAAAAUAUAAUGGAAUAAAUUUUAAAAGACACAUGUCAUGUUAUGUAGAUAAAAUUGAAAACAAUUGCAAAAGCUAUUUGAUGAUUUUUCUCUUUUUCUUUAUUCUUAUAGCAACAAAAAUUGCUAUCCUUGUAGUCACAUAUACACUAGAUAUUGACGAUGACCUAAAUCAACAUUUGUAUGAAUUAACUUACCAGUGGAAUAUCAAUGCAGUUAAUUCAUGUUGGAUACUUAAAAUUAAUUUAUUCAUCAUUUUCGUCUAUUCCUUCUGUUCAUUUAUACUCUACAUAAUUACUUGUUCUAUAUUCGAUGGCGUUUUCAUGUUUCUCUUGUAUUCCUUUAACCUCCUCUCUUAUUUUUUUGCACUUAUCAUUAUGACUCAAUACAACCCAGCAUGUGAUAUUUUUGAUUAUUUUAACAAGAGUAAGAACACACUUGUGGUUCUCUUGGCCUUUGCCCACUUGGCCUACCUAUUCCUUGAGGACACUUACAUGUUCAUCUACAUGCUGCUUGGACGCAAGUACAUCACAUACCGAUGCAAAUCAAAAAUGGAGAAAAGCAACGAAACACAAAGAAGAGUAGAAGAAAAUGAAGAACUGUUCAUACCUAUAUCAAUCGUGUCUUCAUUUAUGCUUAAAUUAAUCAAACACAUGAAAGGGCCAAUCAUUCUUAACAGAAUUAUAAUUGGAAAAAAUUUCAUAAAAAAUGCAAGACUAGACAAUUUUUUGUAUAUUUGUCACAUAAAAGAAAUUAUCAUUAAAUUGGUUUUUUAUCUUUUUUGCUUUUUUUUAGCACUCAGAAGUAGUAUAAUAAACGUUUCCUUUCUUUUUAUUAUUUUUCUCUUCAAUUUUAUUCUGUCACUUGCUUAUUUAUUCUUUUCCAAGGCUGACAGAAAUCUCGCCAUGGACACCAUCUUCACCCAAGCUCUCUUUCUGGAUCUCACAGCGAGACCCCGAGAAGACCGAUGGGUUCAUUGGUCAGGUCUGUCAAAGAGGCAACAUAAGAAGUUGACUAGCCAAAACAUGAAUGAACAUACAUGUUUAUACGAAAAAUACUCCUAUGAUCAUUCGGUUUUAUUUCAAAAUUGUUUAAACUACUUUUAA